UGAAAGGCCCCGCCUCCUCCCAUUAGGACAUGCCUCUUCUGGUUGAGGCCACACCCACUCAGGACUCCGGGGUACCGAAAAUGAAUAAGACUAUCAGACACCCCAAGAUCUUUGUCCAUGAUGCAAAAGGACUGAAAAACUUUUGGGAAAAAAUCAUUGAAAAACACACUCAGCAACAACAAGGCGAAGACUCUAGAUUAAGCAGAAGUGCCCUGAAGAAACUCCGACGUGAAUGGACCCAGAGGCUGGAAGGCCGAAUAAAAAUGCUACAAAAGUCCUGUGGAGAGCAGGAAGGACAGAUGUCCCUAUUAUCAAUUGAAACAUUUCAGCCAAUAGAUAAAACAGCUGCAUAA
This is a messenger RNA of Mauremys mutica (yellowpond turtle), 353 nucleotides long. RefSeq names its product protein FAM240C-like. Lineage: Eukaryota; Metazoa; Chordata; Testudines; Geoemydidae. The coding region runs from base 30 to 353 and encodes 107 amino acids. The transcript has 3 exons. The record is from RefSeq and is a predicted model, not a curated record.